Triticum aestivum (bread wheat) is the source of this 2370-nucleotide messenger RNA. Its product is annotated as transcription factor LG2. The coding region runs from base 332 to 2143 and encodes 603 amino acids. Lineage: Eukaryota; Viridiplantae; Streptophyta; Magnoliopsida; Poales; Poaceae. Gene Ontology annotation, molecular function: sequence-specific DNA binding; DNA-binding transcription factor activity. Gene Ontology annotation, biological process: regulation of DNA-templated transcription; DNA-templated transcription. The record is from RefSeq and is a predicted model, not a curated record. The transcript is spliced from 12 exons.
CAGCUCUCUCUUCCCUCUCUAUCUAUACCCUCUCUCUCCAUCACACACACAGACACACAACUCUCUCUCUCUCUGGCCUAGGGUGUGAUGUGAGUGUGAGGAAAAAGAAAGACAGGGUCGUGGGACGUGUUGAAGAGGACAAGAUCUUCUUUGCAGUACAGUGGACGAAAUCCCAAGGCGGAUUCAAUUCAAUUUGCCAGUGUGCGCGAACCGAGACGCGGAGGCAGAGGAGCGCCAAUCCCACCACUCAUUCAUUCAUUCAUCCCCCCCCCCUCUGCCUCACCUCGCAUGUUUGCUCCAGGAUGCAGCAGCAGCAGCAGAGGUGGUGAUCAUGGUGCAAGGUGAGGAGGCGAGCUGCUCGUGGAGGAUGGCGAGCGCCGCCCACGACCACCACGAGAGGGCAGUGCUGCACCUCAACCACCAAGCGGCGCUCGCCUACCAUGGCGGACUCCAGCUCCAAUCCCAUCACCACGCCGCCGCCGCGCCGCCUGCCAGCUUCCUGGACUUCCAGCCCGCCGCCUACUUCGGGGAGCUGGAGGAGGCCCUCAUCCAUGGCGCCAACGCCGGCGUCGGCGUCGGCGUCCCCGACCACCUCCACCACCCACACCCUGGCGGCAUGAUCGCAGGCGACGCGCAGGCCAAGUGUAAGCUACCCGCGGCGGCAGGAGGAGGAAGGGGAGGAGGAGGGUACCUGGCGGGCGCGGGCAGGCCCCCCACGCUGGAGAUCUUCCCUUCGUGGCCAAUGCCGCACCCACAGCAGCUGCACAGUGCUGGGAAUUCGCAGUCAGUCGGGAGCACCACUGACUCGAGCUCAGCCCGGAACACAAUGGCGCAGAUGGAGCUGGUGUCCCCGGGCCCGGCCGGCAGCGUCCGGCCCUCCCCCUCCUCCACCACCUCCGAGCAGCGGCAACGGCAGGAGGUCAUGAUGGUGACCACUGAUGAUUACAGCUACAAGCCAGGCCUCCCCCCGCCUGCCGCCGCUGGCCUCGCCGCUGCCGCGCCAAGCUUUCAGCAGCCGCACCAGGGCCAGCAGCUGCAGCUGCACGGAGGAGGAGACCAUGACAAGAGGAAACAUGGAUCCACGAGGAAAGACGGCAAGUUGGUAGAUUCCAAGACCGAAAGGCGAUUAGCACAGAACAGGGAGGCCGCAAAGAAGAGCAGGCUGAGGAAGAAGGUGCUCACAAGAUCCAUAGACAUACCUUUGAUGAUCGUGCCAAGCACUGUUGCUUACGAUUGCCUAAAUUUGAGCGCCCUCUUUUAUCAGGCUUAUGUGCAGAAUCUGGAGACCAGCAGGGUCAGGCUUCAGCAGAUGGAGCAAGAGCUCCAGAGAGCACGGUCACAGGGGAUAUUUCUCGGAGGGGGCGGCGCAGGCGGUGACAUGAGUCCUGGGGCCGCCAUGUUCGACAUGGAGUACGCGCGGUGGCUGGACGACGACGGCAAGCGGCUGGCGGAGCUCCGGGGCGGCCUGCAGGCGCACCUGGCCGACAGCAACCUGGGCGCCGUGGUGGAGGAGUGCAUGCAGCACUACGACGAGCUGUUCCAGCUCAAGGCGGAGCUGGCGCGCGCCGACGUCUUCCACCUCCUCACCGGCGCCUGGGCCACCCCCGCCGAGCGCUGCUUCUUCUGGAUGGGCGGCUUCCGCCCCUCCGAGCUCCUCAAGAUCCUGAUCGGGCAGCUGGAUCCGCUGACGGAGCAGCAGAUGAUGGGGAUCUGCGGCCUGCAGCACUCGUCGGAGCAGGCGGAGGAGGCGCUCGCGCAGGGGCUGCAGCAGCUGCACCAGUCGCUCGCCGACACCGUCGCCGCCGGCACGCUCAACGACGGCACCCCCGGCCCCAACUACAUGGCCAUCAUGGCCAUCGCGCUCGAGAAGCUCGCCAGCCUCGAGAGCUUCUACCAGCAGGCUGACAAUCUGAGGCAGCAAACGUUGCAUCAGAUGCGACGGAUUCUAACAACCCGACAGGCGGCUCGAUGCUUCCUCUCCAUCGGGGAGUACUACCGCCGGCUCCGAGCUCUCAGCAGUCUCUGGGCUUCCCGUCCUCGCGAGAACUUCAUUGGAACCGAGAGCCUCAGCCCAACAGGAACCGAGCUGCAAGGCAUGCAGCAGCACCACCAACCGCAACAGAAUCAGUUCUCCGGAUUUUGAGGCUUCUCCUGGAGGGUGUAACGUAGGGGUCAGUGAUGUUAGAAAGAGAGGAGAAGACAACGAGGGACUGUAAUGUUCUAUCAUUGAUUAAAGUAUUUGAGAAAGCAACAUCACUAGGGAAAAGGGAGAGGGGGCAAUUGUUGGGGUGCAAUGCUGAGUGGCUCUCACCUGUUGUUCUCAUGGCUCCUGAACUGACUGAAGAGUUAUUAGUACAUCAAAUUUUGGCU